Messenger RNA from Rhopalosiphum maidis (corn leaf aphid), 1981 nucleotides. RefSeq names its product solute carrier family 46 member 3-like. Gene Ontology annotation, cellular component: membrane. Bases 325 to 1836 code for a protein of 503 amino acids. The record is from RefSeq and is a predicted model, not a curated record. The transcript is spliced from 8 exons. Gene Ontology annotation, biological process: transmembrane transport. Gene Ontology annotation, molecular function: transmembrane transporter activity. Lineage: Eukaryota; Metazoa; Arthropoda; Insecta; Hemiptera; Aphididae.
GUAAUAUUAUCUAGUUGAAUUUACUACUGUGUCCGGACUACACACUUUUUACAUUUUAACAAUUUUAUUUUCUUACGUUUACAGAAUUUUCGCGCUAAAAAAUAAAUAAAUUACAAAUAUUUAUACUUUCUUUCUCGAUUUCAAAGAUUAUGUGAAACGUGUAAUUGUCAACCUGUUGUUGUCGUCAAAAAUCGAAUGUCAUCUAAAUGAAGCAAUAAUCAAUUGAAAUAAGCCUCGGCACUUCUUCUUUUAUAUGCACAGAUUACACAUCACCGUCCGUCCAAUUAAGUCUAAGUCCACAUCACGGCGCACCGGUUGAUCGACAUGAACCACAAGACGACCGCGGCCACGAUGUCGGUGUGGCAGCGGUUCUGGAGCGGUGUCACCGUCGAGCCAAUGGUCGCGUGCUACAUGACGGCGUUCACGAUGGUCACGCUCACCGUGUCCAACCUGAACAUGCAGAAGGCGUGCCGGGUGAACCUUCGGCUGCCCGACGAGACGUGUGAGGCGCUGGUGACGAAGAGCACGAACGAGCAACCGGCCGAAGAGGUGGCCGUCCAAAGGCUGGUGACCGGCAUGAUGUUGUGGCAGACGUGUGCGCAAAACCUGCUGCCGUGCGUGCUCAUGCUGCUGGUGGGCGCUUGGAGCGACCGGACGCGGAAGCGCGUGCCGUGCAUGCUGUUGCCGCUGUACGGCGAACUGGCGCGGAACGCCGGCCAACUGUUGUGCGUCUAUUACUUCUAUCAGCUGCCCAUGGAAGCGGCCGGCGUCGCCGAAACCAUACCGCUAGCCUUGACUGGUGGCCAGACCCUGAUGACCAUGACCGCUUACAGUUACAUCGGUGACGCCACUUCGUUGGAACAACGAACGUUCAGAAUUGGGGCAUUGAACGCUGUUAUGGCUGUAUCUAUGGCAAUUGGAACGUCAAUGUCUGGCAUAAUUUACAAUAAGUUAGGAUUCUACGGUGCAUAUGUUAUAUCAUCCAUAUUGAUAAUAAUUGGUCUGAUAUAUGGAUUAUUGUUUGUCAAAGAUGUGACUCCAGUGACGGAAGUUAAUAAAAACAAAUCGUAUCGGACGACCAUAACAGAAUUUCUAGAUUUCAGUCACAUAACCCAAUCGUUCAAAACAACUUUUAAAAAACGUCCGAACAGACAAAGAAUUAGAAUUAUAAUCUUAUUGAUUAUAUUCAUGGCAAGUUCUGGUGUAAACGCUGGUUAUCAUACAGUAUGUUAUUUGUAUACUCGAGUACAAUUUAAUUGGAACGAAGUAAAAUACAGCGUAUUUGCUUCGUAUGAAAUAAUAAUAAACAUUAUCGGUCUUAUAUUCACCUCAUUUAUCCUUAGUAAACAACUGCAAAUUUCCGAUGAAAUAAUAGGAAUGUUAUCAUCAAUUAGCCAAACACUGGGUGCAUUGUUUUACACCUUCGCUUACAGCGUAUCGCUUUUCUGUACAGGACCACUAUUGACGAUUUUUACCUGUGCAGAAACUAUAUCUACCAAAUCAUUGAUGACAAAACUAGUACCAAAAACUGAACUCAGUCAAAUAGCCGCUGUAUUUGGAAUUGCGGAAAUCAUGGUUUCAUUGGUGUUUGGACUCAUGUACAAUGGCUUAUAUGAAAUCACUAUUAAUAUUCUACCCGGAGCUUUUUAUUUGAUCACUUUCGUAUUCAUCGCCCCGACUAUUCCUUUAUUCCUAUGGCUGUAUAUGAAACGAACAAAUAAAUAUGAAUACUUAAAUGAAACAAAUAUAUUACCAUAUGAGAAAAGUCCAAGACUUAAGUCAAAAACUUUAAGUAGUUCCAACUAUGGUGCGAUCGAAGAACCAUUACAAAACUAACCAUAAUAUUAUGCGACUGAUUUUAUAACACAUAUAUAAAAAACUGACAUAUUAAUUGAAUAGUUAAAUAUAAUUUAUUUAACUAAUAAUACGAUUGUAAUUAUAUAUUGUCAUUUAUCAUUAAUUAUAGUACAUACAUAUAUAU